Messenger RNA from Cheilinus undulatus (humphead wrasse), 1176 nucleotides. RefSeq names its product MAP3K12 binding inhibitory protein 1 (gene mbip). Gene Ontology annotation, cellular component: cytosol. The record is from RefSeq and is a predicted model, not a curated record. Bases 11 to 1009 code for a protein of 332 amino acids. The transcript is spliced from 9 exons. Lineage: Eukaryota; Metazoa; Chordata; Actinopteri; Labriformes; Labridae.
UUGUACUGCAAUGGCGGAGACAAUGAGGCUGAGUGGAAAUCCUCCUGCUGUUGAAUCGUUUAACAUGUCCAGCUACAGAGAGACCGUCUGUGCUGUUCUGAAGCUCUUAGCAGACUUCGGGAGAGAGCUGAAAUUAGGAGAUGCUGUUUUGAGGAUUGAAGUGAACGUGGAUGCUGUGGAUCUGCCAUCAUCUCCAGAUCUUCAUGUCUACACCUGUUUACAGGAGCAUAUUACUAAAUUACAGGCUGUUUCAGAAAGCUUGAAGAAGCUUGUGGAUGCUGAUGCAUCAUCUGUUAAACACAAUGCAUCAGACGCUGCUGUCUCCUCCUCGUCACUAACAGAGCGGACGUCAGCACCGUCGGAGCAGCACCCCCCUGGUUCAGACGCAGCCAAAAGCAAGACGGCGCCCGAUGAUGUCAUGGUUCAGAUCCGAGCCAGGAAGUCAGAGAUUGAGCGAAGAAUAUCUGCAUUUAUGGAACGCAAGCAGAUGGAGAUCAAUGAAAACAAUGUACGCGAGUUUUGCAACGUGAUCGACUGCAAUCAGGAAAACAGCUGUGCCAGAACUGAUGCAGUUUUCACUCCUUAUCCUGGUUUUAAAAGUCACGUGAAAGUAACGCGGGUGGUGAACACGUAUGGGCCACAGACUCGGGGAGGCCAAGGAGAGCCCGGAGAGCUGCAGAGGGGGUCUGUGGUGAGAGACUGUGGGAAUGCAGCCAUAGAAGAACGACUGCACAACAUCGAGACUCACCUGAAACUGCCGACAGCCGGCCCUGUUCCACUCAGUGUGUACCACAGACUAAAGAAGCUGGAGGAUCGGAUCCUGGAGCUGGAGGGACUCUCACCAGAGUACUUUCAGUCCACGAGUCACCUUCAUAAGAGACUGAAGACGGCUCCAGCUCAGGCGUGCAGUCUGACCGAGCUGGAGGAGAAGAUAAGUGCAGUGAAAGCAGCUCUGAUGAAGAGGGCAUCUGAGUUAGGACCUGGAUAUGGAUCCGAGUGUCCCAUGUGACAAACUAAGACCAUAAACUCUUCAUUGUCUGUUAACUUGUUCAGCUCUCAUCUUCCUUACUGCUAUAAUAAAACACUUCACAUUAACAUCUCCAUUACAGACAGAACACACUUACUUCCUUUAAUCAUUGACUGAACUGUCUCUGUAAAUAAAGGCUCUGUUUCUUC